This is a messenger RNA of Xenopus laevis (African clawed frog), 2438 nucleotides long. RefSeq names its product heparin-binding EGF-like growth factor S homeolog (gene hbegf.S). Gene Ontology annotation, biological process: positive regulation of cell population proliferation; epidermal growth factor receptor signaling pathway. The coding region runs from base 189 to 776 and encodes 195 amino acids. Lineage: Eukaryota; Metazoa; Chordata; Amphibia; Anura; Pipidae. The transcript is spliced from 5 exons. The record is from RefSeq and is a predicted model, not a curated record. Gene Ontology annotation, cellular component: plasma membrane; extracellular region. Gene Ontology annotation, molecular function: growth factor activity; epidermal growth factor receptor binding.
ACUAAAUUAUUAGUCAAGGAUGGGAGUGGCCGCCCAUAUUUUAAGCCACGCCCCGCUGAGCUUCCCCGCAGCCAGUCCCAUCGCGCGUCCAUUCAGUGUGUGACCCGACCCCCCUCCUCUCAGCUGCAUGGACCCGUCCGAGCUCUCCUGCCUGUCUCUCUCAGUCACUGCACUUCUCAUAACUCAACAUGGACUUCAUGAAAGUCGCUCUGCUGCUUCUCCUGCAAGUCUCCUGUGUGUUUGUGUACGGGGCGGUGAUUGGAGCGCGUCACAAUGAAGUUUUCAGUAAAGACGCCACGAGUGACUUUGCCGCGGCUCAGGAAAGUUUCCAGUACGAGGAUAAGAGGGUGUUCACUGCACCAAACCACAUCGUUGCCUCGCCGAGGGUGUCGCCCUCGAAGCCACUGAGCACCGAUCGACAAAAUAAAAGUCAAAACUCAAGAGGCAAGAAAGGAAAAGGAAGGAAAAGAGAUCCUUGUAAAAAAAAGUACAAAGACUAUUGCAUUCAUGGAGAAUGUCGAUACAUCAAAGCAGUUAAGGCACCAUCCUGUGUAUGUCAAGCAGAUUAUGAUGGUGAGAGGUGUCACGCACUUACCCUUCCACUGGAAAAGCCUUUAAAUCCAUAUGAUCAGACCACAGUCUUGGCAGUAGUAGCAGUUGUUCUCUCAUCAGUUUGUUUAAUUAUUAUUUCAUCUUUGCUAAUUUUAAGGUACCAUAAAAGAGGAGCUUAUAAUGUGGAAAAUGAGGAGAAACUAAAACUUGGAAAUACUGCAUAGAUAUGAUUCCUUGUCUUCAAAACUGACAUGACAUCACAUUUGGAAUAGAAAAGUUACGGGUUGAUUUUUUUUUUUUUGUUUAUCUUUUUUUUUCUUCUGUUAAUGUAAAAUCUUCUCCUGGAUUGCGUCCACUUUGUGACCUGAUACAACACGUAAAACACUGCCUGAGAUGACUGAAAUUUGAAUUCUGAAUUCACUUGACAUUUUAAUAACCGAUGCAAUCAUUUAUUACAACCCUUUGACCUGAAACAAUAGAUGCAUCUAUAAGGACAUUGGGUUUUAACUUCUACAGUAACUUUUUUUUCAUUUAUGACCCCACUUACAGCAGAGUAACAUAAUGCCUUAAAAUAUUCUACCUGGCAAAUAGAAGAACCUUCAUUUAAGGCACUUUUCCAGGUAUAACUGCAGCUAAUAAAUUUCAGUUUAGACCUUUCAAUGACAAGGCUGUAGGUAUUAGGCCCUUGGCUUGUAGUUCUAAUGAAUUUCCGGUGCAUAGUGGAACACAAUGAGGGUAUUUCACUCUUGUUCGCAAAUGACACAGGAAAGCAAUACCUUUUCACACUUGUAUCCCUGGUAUUUCUCUUGAGUGACUGACAUUUGUUCCAUUCAUUUAGAUGUUGCUGUAGGAUUUCCACAUUAGGUUUCUAUUGAAAAGAAGGAUUUAAAACUGCAUCUAUUUUCCUAUUGUUUACCUAUAGUGGGUUAUGAAUGUAAGGACUUCUGAGCAUACAAUUAGAGUAAGGGUAGAACUAAACGAGCGUCUUCAACGUGAUUCUGGCGGAUCCGACACACUGCGCCAAAACGCAGGUGUCAGAGUCGGAUGCGACGGAAAAUAAGGUAAGAAAUACAAAUGUCUGAUCUUGUCGCAGCGUUCAUCCGACAUAACUCGACGUAGCAUGCAACGUCUGCAUCCGACAGUCGUGUCAGAUGAUCGAUGCCACACAAUUCAACAUUGCUAUUGCUUACCUUAUUUUCUGUCGCAUCCAACUUGACAGCCUGCGUUUUGGCCUAUCGCGUUGGAUCCGCCAGAAUCGUGUUGAAGACGCUUGUUUACUUCUACCCUAAGGCUCUUUGAAUAAGUCCUAAUAUAUUUUGAUGAGUUGCUGUGUAACACACGUGAGCAUAAUGGUAGAGAAAUGUUUCUAAUGGAAGAAAGUAUAGUCUGAUUAUGUUCCUAUCAUUCAAAACGUCCUCACACUUUGGGGUAUAUUAUUGACUUUAGCACAGGGAGCUCCGCAGCCCUUAUUCGGGUUUCUAACCAGUAAGUAUUAAUAGAGCAUCUAAACAAAAAAGGAGCUGCCACUUAGAGGCGUUAAGGAACAGAAGAUUACAGGAACAGUUAGCUUGAGGUCAAAAACACUCCGUUUUAUUUGUAAAAUAGGUUAAUGGUUUGGAUUGAUAUUUGGGCAAAUGUAGCUUCCAGGACUUCGUGUUUCACUAAAACCUAAAAUCACUGAUUUGGUGCUACCUGGCCGACUAUUUGCCUAAAAGUAGGGAUGUACCAAAUCCACUAUUUUGGAUUCGGCUGAACCUCCGAAUCCUUCGAGAAAGAUUCGGCCGAAUACAGAACCGAAUCCGAAUCCAAAUUUGCAUAUGCAAAUUAGGGCUGGGAAGGGGAAAACCUAUUUUAUGCCCUUGUUACAAAAAGUCACACGAUUUCCC